UUUCUUAGCGGGGGAGUGUAGCACAUACGCGUUGGUAUUGCAUCAGCCUAGAAACCCUUUGAACGAUCCGUUCACGGUUGAAAUCCUCAGUUGUAACCCGUGAUCAUCCGUGAGUCCACCAUUGAUCGGAUCUGAUAUUCACAGUCGGACAACGAGCCAAACCAAGUGAUACUCUUUCUAUUGUGAUAUUUCGCGGUUAAUUGAAGGAUCGACAUUUGCAAUCAAUAAGCAUUUUGCAAGGAAGUGGUAUUCACUAUACAAAUAAAUAUAACCAAAUAUGGGUGUUCCGGCUGGUGAUCCAGAGAAGGGAAAGAAAAUCUUCAUUCAAAGGUGCGCACAAUGUCACACAGUCGAGGCGGGUGGCAAACACAAAGUAGGUCCUAAUUUACAUGGACUCAUAGGUAGGAAAACCGGUCAAGCUCCCGGUUUCUUAUAUACCGAUGCCAACAAAGCAAAAGGUAUUACUUGGAAUAAAGAUACAUUGUUCGAGUACCUGGAAAAUCCAAAGAAGUACAUUCCCGGCACAAAAAUGGUCUUUGCCGGUUUGAAGAAACCGCAGGAACGGGGUGAUCUGAUCGCUUAUCUAGAACAGGCGACGAAGUAGGCGUCACACUGCGUGUACGUUACCGGUCGCGAGAAUUUUGCGGCAUUAGUCCGAUUAUCAUCUUCAUCACAUACCUCGUUAUCGUCUCGUUCGUGUUCAUCUUUUCACAAAUUUUUCUCGGUGGUACCCAAAACGUUCGCAAUACAUAAUUGAAUAGUGACGAAUUGUUACGAUAUUGUUGAUAAGUAGCUAAUUGCAGAUACAAAGUGACACAGGAGUCUGGCCUGACACCGACCCUGAUUCUUUUACUUGCACCGAAGAGAUAAACUUAGAAAUAUUAAAACUUCUUCGCGCGAAUGGCUAAGCCAUUCUUUUGCGAAUCCCGAUUAUUUAUUAUCAUUCUAUCGUAUUAUGCAGUAUAUCGUAUCAUGCAAGCGAGUGUAGGUCUGUAAAACAAAAAAAAAAAAAUAAAAUAUACAGACGAUAUAUAGGCAAUUAAAAAA
Molecule: messenger RNA, 1047 nt
Organism: Pseudomyrmex gracilis
Lineage: Eukaryota; Metazoa; Arthropoda; Insecta; Hymenoptera; Formicidae
Gene: CytC
Product: cytochrome c
Exons: 5
Coding region: 278-604 (108 amino acids)
Biological process (GO): mitochondrial electron transport, ubiquinol to cytochrome c; mitochondrial electron transport, cytochrome c to oxygen
Cellular component (GO): mitochondrial intermembrane space
Molecular function (GO): heme binding; electron transfer activity
Source: RefSeq, a predicted model, not a curated record